CCAAGCAGUAGUGACAACAGCAGCUGAAGCUACAUCUCUAAAACCCUAAUAUAUAAUCUUCAAACCCACCAUCCUAACUUUUUUUUCCCCUCUCUCCUCCAUUUCUGCAAUUCCUUGAUCACCAUUUUCGUCAUCUGACCCACAUUUUCUCUCUCCUCUUAUCCGGAACCACUCGGAUCCUAAACUGAUCACUGAAGCUUCUUCAAUGGCGGACUCGGUUGAGAGGCUGAGUUCGCUCGGCGAGUCCGUCACUACUUCUUCUACUAAUCUCCGUAUUCGCAUUUUCCGUCUUGACAUUCCCGAUAUUCUCAGGAAUACAGAUAUGUCAAGUGAGGUUGCCCUUGUCCUUGUGGAUAUUAUUUUUAAAACAUUGUGUAUUUAUGAUGAUCUUCGAUCAAGAAAAGCUGUGGAUGAUGUUGUACUGAAGGCUUUGAGUGAGGUUGUGUUCAUGAAAACCUUUGCUGCUAGCCUUGUUCAGUUUAUGGAGAGGCUGCAGAAGUCUCAUUCAUACAUCGGAUCCUACAGGCUUCUUAAAUGGUCCUGUUUUCUUUUGAGUAGUAGUAAAUUUUCCUCCAUCUCAAAGAACGCUUUGUCCAGAGUAAUUGUGGCACAGGCAACACUGCUUCAUCUUGCUAUGAAAGGGUCUUUUCGUGAGAGAAGGGCUUCUAAGAGAUCGUUUUUUAGCUUAUUGUCUAAGUCCCAGGAUAUUUACAAAACUUACAUUGAAGAGGUGAAAGAUGCAAGGAUACCCUACAGAGAAUGUCCUGAUGUUAUUUGGUUAUUGAUAGAAUAUUCAAGGAAGAAACCUUCUUUCGGAGAAUACAAGCCAAUGUUCCUUGACCUGUAUGUGAAAGCUGUUCUAAGUGCAAGAGAGAAACCAGCAAAGGGACUUAGUGAAGCUUUUUGUCCGCUUUUUUGGUCUCUAACACAUGAAGAAUUCGAAAAUGUUGUUGUUCCUUCAUCUGUCAAAAUGUUGAAACGCAAUCCUGAGAUUGCUAUGGAAGCAGUCGAGGUUCUUUUGAAAACAGUGACCCUUGAUUUGAGUAAAUAUUCGAUGGAAUUCCUCUCAGUGGUGUUAACACAAGCUCGUCAUGCCGAUGAUGGGAGGAGGCGUGGUGCUUUGGUAAUCAUACAAUAUUUGAGUCAGAAAUCCAGUAAUCCAGAUGUUAUUGAUAUGAUGUUCAAAGCUGUCAAAUCUGUGAUUGGAGGCUCAGAGGGGAGACUCCAAUUUCCUUACCAAAGGGUUGGGAUGUUCAAUGCACUACAGGAAUUGUCCAAUGCUCCUGGAGGAAAAUUGUUGAACAACCUGUCAUCUUCAUUAUGCGGCUUUCUUUUGUCUUGUUACAAGGAUGAUGGAAAUGAAGAAGCAAAGCUUGCUAUCUUGUCAGCAUUAGCUUCUUGGUUAGCGCGAGGUGCAGAUUGUAGUCAACCAGCCAUAAUUUCUUUUUUCAGUUCAGGAUUGAAAGAGAAGGAAGGUCUAAGAAGAGGUCAUCUCAGAUGCCUAAGGGUUAUUUGCAAUAAUGCUGAUGUCACUAUACAGGUAUCAUCUUUGCUGGGACCUCUUAUCCAGAUAGUGAAAACAGGUUAUACCAAAUCGGUUCAACGUCUGGAUAGCAUCUACGCGUUACUGUUGGUUGCAAAGAUUGCAGCUGUUGAUAUGAAAGCAGAGGAGGCUGUUGCAAAGGAAAAGAUCUGGUCUUUAGUUGCUCAAAACGAGCCAUCAUUGGUUCCUCUUUCCAUGGUCCCGAAACUAUCAGGCGAAGAUUGUCUGGCUUGUGUUGAACUCUUUCAUGUGUUGAUCAUGGACCAUACAAAAAGGAUGUUGGAGUCUUUCUCUAUCCAGACAUUGUUUCAGUUAUUGUUUCAUCUAUUGUGCCAUCCGUCAUUGCAUAUUCGCAAAGCUGCUUAUGGAAGUACCAAAAAACUUGUUGAACUAGUUCCCCAGAUAGCAGAUGCACUUUUGAAAGAAUUUGCAGUUUUCCUUUCGGCUGUAGCAGAAGCUCGUCUUUUACAGACAAGCGAUACAGAAAAUGCAGUGGAAGCGUCUCUUUCUUCUCUUCCAUCUGUUGAGGUAAUGGUGAAGGCCUUGGUAAUUAUAUCUUCUGCAGCUGUUGCUGCUUCGCCGGAGACAUGCGGUCGCAUUAUAUUCUGUUCACAUCAUCCGGCCUUACUUGGCACUGGAAAGAGAGAUGGAAUAUGGCAGAGAACAUCCACAUGCUUGCGGACACAGGGUUUUGAUGUUCUGAGCAUUAUUGCUGAGGGAAUCACAAGCAUUUGUGAGGACCUUGUAGGAACAACAGGAUUGAUGAGUGGAAAUCCUCUUGAACAACUGGGAGCUGUUCAUGCCUUAUGUACACUAAUGACCUUAGCUCCAAGUGACACAUAUUUGGAGUUUGAAAAGUAUUUUCACAAUCUGCCUGGUCGCUACACACACAAUUCUCUUUCUCCAAAUGACAUUAAGAUUUUCAACACCCCAGAGGGUACUCUCUCAAGUGAGGUUGGUGUAUAUGUUGCUUCUAGGGACUCUGAAGAGCACGGAACCAAGGAACACGUGAACUCCAACCACUCUGCACGAAGAGACUUGUCCCGAAGAGAAGCUGCUGGGUCAGGCAAGAGAGACACUGGAAAAAUAGCAAAAAAAAGUGACAAAGGAAAGACUGGUAAAGAAGAGGCUCGUGAACUUAUCCUAAAGGAGGAGGCUGCUACAAGAAAGAUGGUCAAAGCCAUACAGAGGAACCUUUCUUUGGCUUUAAGGGCUCUUGGAGCAAUGGCCAACGCCAAUCCUAUAUUCGCGCACAGUCAACUUGUCUCAAUGGUAAAGUUUGUCAAUCCGCUUAUUCGAUCACCAAUAGUGGGGGAUGUUGCUUAUGAAACCUUGGUGAAGCUUUCUCAAUGUAUUGCUCCUCCACUCAAAAAUUGGGCCCUUGACAUUGCUACUGCUUUAAGACUAAUUGAGGUAGAGGAAAGCCACAUUGUAUUGGACCUAAUUUCAACAGUUGACGGGGAGGACUCGAAGGAAAGGCCGUCUCUCGGUCUUUUUAGUAGAGUAGUGAAUGGAUUAACAUUUUCAUGUAAAUAUGGACCUCUUCCAGUGGACACCUUUCUAUUUGUCUUCCCGAUUAUGGAGUGGAUUCUUUUGUCACCAAAGAAAACUGUUGUUCAUGAUGAGGUGCUUCGGGUCCUGUAUCUGCAUACCGAUCCUAUAUUGCCUCUUCCCAGGCUGAGAAUGUUAUCAGUGCUUUAUCAUGUUCUUGGUGUUGUUCCUGGUCAUCAGGCAGCUGUUGGAUCAACUCUGAAUGAGUUGUGUUUGGGAUUAAAGCCAGAUGAAGUUGCAUCUGCACUUUAUGGUGUAUAUGCCAAAGAAGUUCAUGUAAGAAUGGCCUGCUUAAAUGCUGUAAAAUGCAUUCCUGCUGUCUCUAGCCGUUGUCUUCCUCAGAAUGUUGAGGUUGCCACAAGUAUAUGGAUUUCGUUGUAUGAUCCAGAGAAGGCAGUUGCUGAAGCUGCUGAAGAUUUAUGGGAUCGCUAUGGAGUUGAUUUCGGAACUGACUAUUCAGGACUUUAUAAAGCACUUUCGCACGUUAACUAUAAUGUCCGGUUGGCUGCAUCAGAAGCACUAGCUGCUGCUUUAGAUGAAUACCCUGAUACUAUUCAGGAAUGUCUUGCAACACUCUUUUCCAUGUACAUACGUGAUGCUGGUUUUGAGGAAGGGCAUGUGGAUGCUGGCUGGUUGGGUAGACAGGGAGUUGCAUUGGCAUUACAUUCGUCUGCAGAUGUAUUGAGAACCAAAGACCUUCCCGUUGUCAUGACAUUUUUGAUUUCACGAGCACUGGCUGAUCCCAAUGGAGAUGUUCGUGGGAGAAUGAUCAAUGCUGGCAUAUUGAUCAUAGACAAACAUGGAAGAGAUAAUGUUUCCUUGUUAUUUCCAAUUUUUGAGAACUAUCUCAAUAAAAAGGCUUCUGAUGAGGAAAUGUACGAUCUUGUCCGUGAAGGUGUAGUUAUUUUUACUGGGGCUUUGGCGAAACAUUUGGCAAAGGAUGACCCUAAAGUCCAUUCGGUUGUUGAGAAGUUGCUUGAUGUGCUCAAUACUCCCUCUGAAGCUGUGCAGAGGGCUGUCUCAUCUUGCUUGUCUCCACUAAUGCCAUCUAAACAGGAAGACGGCCCAGUUCUUGUUUCUGGGCUUCUUGAUCAAAUGAUGAAGAGUGACAAAUAUGGAGAACGUCGUGGAGCGGCGUUCGGACUAGCUGGGGUUGUCAAGGGAUUUGGAAUUUCUUGUCUAAAGAAGUAUGCCAUUGUGUCUGCCUUACGUGAAGGCCUUAUUGACAGGACUUCUGCGAAGCGUCGUGAGGGGGCGCUGCUUGGAUUUGAGUGUCUCUGUGAAAAGCUCGGAAAACUAUUUGAACCCUACGUGAUUCAAAUGCUUCCAUUACUCUUGGUGUCUUUCUCUGAUCAAGUAACCGCUGUUCGUGAUGCUGCGGAGUGUGCUGCUCGUGCAAUGAUGUCGAAUCUUUCUGCUCAGGGGGUCAAGCUUGUUCUCCCUUCUCUGCUAAAGGGUCUUGAAGAUAAGGCUUGGAGAACAAAACAAAGCAGUGUUCAGCUACUUGGUGCAAUGGCAUAUUGUGCUCCUCAACAAUUGUCACAAUGCUUGCCUAAGAUUGUGCCUAAAUUGACAGAGGUGCUGACAGAUACCCAUCCAAAGGUUCAGUCAGCUGGACAGACUGCUCUUCAGCAGGUUGGAAGUGUGAUAAAAAAUCCUGAAAUUGCCUCCCUGGUUGCUACUCUGCUGACGGCUCUUUCUGAUCCCAAUGAUCACACGAGAAUUGCUCUGGACAUACUUCUCCAAACAACUUUCGUGAACACGGUUGACGCUCCUUCACUUGCUCUUCUGGUACCAAUUGUUCAUCGAGGCUUAAGGGAAAGGAGUGCUGAAACUAAAAAGAAAGCUUCCCAAAUUGUUGGUAAUAUGUGCUCUUUAGUGACUGAGCCUAGAGACAUGAUACCCUACAUUGGCUUGCUCCUUCCUGAAGUGAAAAAGGUUCUUGUUGAUCCAAUACCUGAGGUUCGCUCCGUGGCUGCUAGGGCACUUGGCUCCCUUAUUAAGGGACUGGGAGAAGAACAUUUCCCUGACCUUGUUCCAUGGCUUUUGGAGACGCUUAAAUCCGAGGGAAGUAAUGUUGAACGUUCUGGUGCUGCUCAGGGAUUGAGUGAGGUUAUGUCGGCUCUUGGUAUCGCGUACUUUGAGCAUGUUCUUCCUGAUAUUAUAAGGAACUGCUCUCAUCAAAAGGGCAAUGUUCGAGAAGGUUAUCUGACUGUCUUCAAGUUUAUGCCCAGGUCUCUUGGUGUACAAUUCCAGAACUAUUUACAGCAGGUGUUGCCUGCUAUCAUUGAUGGUCUUGCUGAUGAAAAUGAAUCUGUUCGUGAUGCGGCUCUUAGUGCCGGACAUGUUCUUGUUGAGCACUAUGCAAUUACGUCUUUACGUCUUCUACUUCCUGCUGUUGAGGAUGGAAUUUUUAAUGAUAGCUGGCGUAUUAGACAGAGUUCUGUCGAGCUGUUGGGAGACUUGUUAUUUAAGGUUGCUGGAACUUCUGGGAAAGCAUUGCUUGAGGGAGGUAGCGAUGAUGAGGGGGCUAGUACAGAAGCACAGGGACGUGCUAUUAUUGAGGUGCUUGGUAGAGAGAAACGUAACGAAAUUCUUGCUGCCUUGUACAUGGUUCGGACUGAUGUCAGUGUAUCAGUGCGUCAGGCUGCUUUACAUGUAUGGAAGACCAUAGUAGCAAAUACCCCUAGGACACUGAAGGAAAUUAUGCCUGUAUUGAUGGAUACUCUGAUAUCCUCUCUUGCAUCGCCAUCAAAUGAGAGGCGGCAGGUUGCAGGAAGGGCGUUGGGUGACCUUGUUAGGAAGCUUGGUGAAAGGGUGCUUCCUAUGAUUAUACCUAUUCUAUCUGGUGGAUUAAAAGACCCUGAUUCUGGCAGAAGACAAGGUGUUUGCAUUGGUCUGAGUGAGGUGAUGGGGAGUGCUGGCAAGAGUCAGUUGUUAAGUUUUAUGGAUGAACUUAUCCCUACAAUUCGAACUGCUCUUUGUGAUAGUGAACCUGAGGUCCGUGAGUCAGCAGGCAUGGCAUUCAGUACUUUAUACAAGAGUGCUGGGUUGCAAGCUAUUGAUGAGAUUGUUCCUACUCUUCUGCAUGCUUUAGAGGAUGAUGCAACCUCUGACAAUGCAUUAGAUGGUCUUAAACAAAUAUUAAGUGUGAGAACUGCAGCGGUAUUGCCUCAUAUCUUGCCAAAGCUGGUUCAGCUUCCCCUCAGUGAAUUUAAUGCACAUGCUCUUGGAGCUUUGGCGGAGGUUGCUGGGUCUGGUCUUAAUGUACACCUUAAUACUGUUCUUCCUGCCCUGCUGUCAGCAAUGAGUGAUGACAAUGUGGAUGUCAAAGAUUUGGCAAAGAAGGCUGCGGAGACUGUUGUAUUGGUUAUUGACGAUGAAGGAAUUGAUUCUUUGAUAUCAGAGCUUAUUCAAGGUUCUGGUGAUAGUAAGGUUUCAAUUAGGAGAAGUGCUUCAUACCUUAUUGGCCAUCUUUUCGAGAACAGCAAGCUCUAUUUGGAUGAUGAAGCUCCCAGUGUUAUAUCUACCUUGAUUAUUCUGCUCAGUGAUUCUGAUCACGACACUGUUGUGACUGCAUGGGAGGCUUUGUCAAGGGUUGUAAGUUCAAUCCCAAAAGAAGUACUUCCCAGUCACAUAAAGCUGGUUCGUGAUGCUGUAUCCACAGCUAGAGAUAAAGAAAGAAGAAAGAAGAAGGGAGGACCGGUACUGGUACCAGGAUUUUGUCUUCCAAAAGCGCUGCAACCGGUGCUUCCUAUCUUUCUGCAGGGUUUAAUAAGUGGAUCAGCAGAACUGAGGGAACAAGCAGCCUUAGGUCUUGGAGAAUUGAUUGAUGUUACUAGUGAACAAGCGCUGAAGGCAUUUGUUAUACCAAUAACGGGGCCCCUAAUUCGUAUCAUUGGUGACCGAUUCCCAUGGCAAGUUAAAAGUGCCAUUUUGUCAACUUUGACUAUCAUAAUUAAGAAGGGUGGCAUGGCCCUGAAACCUUUUCUUCCCCAGUUGCAAACAACGUUCAUCAAAUGUCUACAGGACAACACCCGGACUGUUCGUUCAAGUGCAGCAUUGGCUCUAGGGAAACUAAGUGCACUCAGCAGUAGGGUUGAUCCCUUAGUUAGCGAUCUUUUAAUUAGUUUACAGGCAUCUGAUGGAGGCGUAAGAGAAGCAGUUUUAAUUGCUCUCAGAGGUGUAGUAAAGCAUGCGGGGAAGAGUUUAAGCGCUGCUGUUAAAACUCGUGUCUGUGACCUGUUAAAAAGUUUUAUUGAUCUUGAAGAUGAUCAAGUUCGUGUAUUUUCUGCUAUCAUCAUUGGAAUCACAUCCAAGUACAUCGAGGACAGUGAGCUUGCAGAUCUACUCAAAGAACUUUUAGAUUUAGCUUUUUCUUCCAGCUGGACUGCCAGACAUGGUUCAGUUCUCACUGUCUCAUCCAUUCUUCGGCACUGCCCAUCGGGAGUUUGUCUAUCAUCUUGGUCAUCAUCCAUUAUAUCUAUGCUGAAAGACAAGUUAAAGGAUGAAAAGUUCCCAGUUCGUGAAAGUUCUACCAAAGCACUAGGACGAUAUCUGAUUUAUCAAAUUCAAAGUGAUCCAUCGAGUAGUUCCUUGCAUGCUCAAACUGUGUCCUCCAUAGUUUCUGCGCUGCAAGAUGAAUCCAGUGAAGUUAGACGGAGGGCAUUAUCUGCCCUGAAGGCUGCUGCAAAGGCAAAUCCUACUGCCAUUAUGGCCCAUAUGUCGAUUUUUGGUCCUGUGUUGGCCGAACGUCUGAAGGAUGGAAGUACACCAGUGAAGCUUGCUGCAGAACGGUGCGCGGUGCAUGCUUUCCAAUUGACUAAAGGACCAGAAAAUGUUCAGGCAGCCCAAAAAUACAUCACUGGCUUGGAUGCAAGGCGACUUGCUAAAUAUCCCGAAGACAGCGAUGGUGAUGAAGAUAGUGAAGAUGACAAUACAAGUGGCUGAAAAUUUUACUACUAGGUUGAUUCAUUUGUCCGAUUGCUGAAAGUUUUGAGCCGAGGAUUGGUGGAGCUGCAGUAACAGGAUGCUCUUGAAUUUUUUUUUUUGCAGCAUAGGCUGUAUAUCAUGAUCCCUUUUUGGCACACACACUAAUAUAAACACCAUAUACACACUUGGAAAACACUUUUUUACAGGGGGGUUCCUUCCGUAACUGUAGAUAGAAUGUGUAGAAGUAAUUUUGGUCUCUUGGAUGCCUCCCAAAAAGUUGCUUUAUGUUGUAUUCCUUUUUGUCAUAUAGAAAUCAAAAGUAGAGAAAUGAGCCUUUUUGAAAUA
Molecule: messenger RNA, 8371 nt
Organism: Spinacia oleracea (spinach)
Lineage: Eukaryota; Viridiplantae; Streptophyta; Magnoliopsida; Caryophyllales; Amaranthaceae
Product: protein ILITYHIA
Exons: 60
Coding region: 206-8044 (2612 amino acids)
Biological process (GO): cellular response to amino acid starvation; regulation of translation
Cellular component (GO): cytosol
Molecular function (GO): protein kinase regulator activity
Source: RefSeq, a predicted model, not a curated record